Molecule: messenger RNA, 867 nt
Organism: Mesorhabditis belari
Lineage: Eukaryota; Metazoa; Nematoda; Chromadorea; Rhabditida; Rhabditidae
Source: the annotation of a GenBank genome assembly
AUGGACAUUGAUUCGAAGAUUAAAGCUUAUCGCUUUGUCGGCUAUGCGGCUGUCACCUUCUCGGCUGUUGCCGUUCUCUCCGUUUGCAUCACCUUGCCAAUGGUGUACAACUAUGUGCACCACGUGCGCCGUCAAAUGCACAUGGAACUCAACCAAUGCAAGGGAUCCGCCAAGGAUGUGUGGAACUCAGUCUACUCAUUGAAAGACCUCCCCGUUCACUCAAACAGAACAGCCCGUCAGGCUCAUGAUGAUCAGUGCUCGGGAUGCUGUCUUCCAGGACCCGCUGGACCACAAGGAGCUCCCGGAAAACCCGGAAAGCCUGGAAAGCCCGGAGCUCCCGGACUUCCCGGAAACCCUGGACGCCCACCACAGCAACCAUGUGAGCCUGUCACUCCACCACCAUGCAAACCAUGCCCACAAGGACCACCCGGACCUCCCGGACCACCAGGACCCCCAGGAGACAACGGAUCCCCAGGAGAGCCCGGAGACAAGGGACCCGAUGCCAGCCCCGGACCCCCUGGACCUAAGGGACCACCCGGACCACCUGGACCACCAGGAAACCCUGGAGCCCCUGGACAACCUGGAGAGCCAGCCAAGGCCGAGCCUGUCAUCCCUGGACCCCCUGGACCACAAGGACCACCUGGAUCCCAAGGACCCCAAGGACCACCCGGACAAAAUGGAGCCGACGGAAAGCCCGGAGAGCCCGGAACAAAGGGACCACCCGGACCCGACGGAGAGCCAGGACAAGACGGAAACCCAGGAGCCCCCGGACACCCAGGACAGCCUGGACAACCCGGAGAGAAGGGAAUCUGUCCCAAAUAUUGCGCCAUCGAUGGAGGAGUCUUCUUCGAGGAUGGAACUCGCCGU